Messenger RNA from Acanthosepion pharaonis, 462 nucleotides. The record is from the annotation of a GenBank genome assembly. NCBI's taxonomy places the organism in Eukaryota, Metazoa, Mollusca, Cephalopoda, Sepiida, Sepiidae.
AUGUGUGUGCGAGAUAAUACAGCUAAUUGCUAUCUUUCUCCUUUCCACUUCUCUCUCUCCCCAUCUCUCUCUUUAAUUCACGUCAUUACUCUCUCUCUCUCUCUCUCUGCUCUACUCUCUUUUUCACCCUAUGUCUUUCUUAUCUUUAGCUCUUUCUCUAUCUGUGUGUCUCUCUCUCUAAUUCAGGUAAUUACUGUCUCUCCCCGUUUCUCUUCUCUCUCUAUCACUCUCUCUUUAAUUCACGUCAUUACUCUCUCUCUCUCUCUCUCUCUCUGCUCUACUCACUUUUUCACCCUAUGUCUCUUUUUUCUCUUCUCUUUAGCUCUUUCUCUAUGUGUGUGUGUCUCUCUCUCUAAUUCAGGUAAUUACUGUCUCUCCUCGUUUCUCUUCUCUCUCUCUCUCUCUUUAAUUCUCGACAUUACUGCCUCUCUUCACCCUGUCUCUAUUGAGUGCUUGUUAUAA